Molecule: messenger RNA, 233 nt
Organism: Racocetra persica
Lineage: Eukaryota; Fungi; Glomeromycota; Glomeromycetes; Diversisporales; Gigasporaceae
Source: the annotation of a GenBank genome assembly
AUGGAUUAUGUGCCAAAAGAAAUUUCAAUAAUAAGACCUUUUGAAAUUAUAUCAGGAGAUGCAACUUUAAAUAGUUCAUCUAUUUUUUUAAAAAUGUUACCAAAUGUGCUUUUUGAAUAUAAUGACUCUACCAUGAACAUUCCAGGUUUUAUUCUAUAUGAUAAAAAAAAGUAUGAAAGCCAAAAAAUUUGUCAAAGGAGAAAGUUAUCUGAUAAAUCAUCCGAUGAUACAAG